AUGCGCGAAGUGAUCUCGAUUCACAUCGGCCAGGCCGGGAUCCAGACGGGGAACUCGUGCUGGGAGCUUUAUUGCCUCGAACACGGGAUCCAGCCCGAUGGCCAAAUGCCCAUGGAUGGUUCGGCGGGACAAGAGGAUGACUCGUUCAACACGUUUUUCUCCGAGACCGGGGCCGGGAAACACGUCCCGCGAUGCGUUUUCCUCGAUCUCGAACCGACGGUGAUCGAUGAGGUGCGCACGGGCGCGUACAGACAACUGUUUCACCCCGAGCAGUUGAUCAGCGGGAAGGAGGACGCGGCGAACAACUUCGCUCGCGGGCACUACACAAUCGGUAAGGAGAUCGUGGACGUGGCGCUCGAUCGUAUUCGUAAGUUGGCAGAUAACUGCACCGGUUUGCAAGGCUUUUUGGUGUUCAACGCCGUCGGUGGUGGCACCGGUUCGGGUUUGGGCUCCCUCUUGCUCGAGCGCUUGUCCGUGGAUUACGGUAAGAAGUCCAAGUUGGGUUUCACAAUCUACCCGUCGCCCGCGGUUUCCACUGCGGUCGUCGAGCCGUACAACUCUGUGUUGUCUACGCACGCGUUACUCGAGCACACCGACGUGGCGGUGAUGUUGGAUAACGAAGCCGUGUACGACAUCUGCCGCAGAUCGCUCGAUAUCGAGCGUCCGACGUACACCAACCUCAACCGCUUGCUCGCGCAAGUGAUCUCGAGCUUGACCGCGUCUCUGCGAUUCGACGGCGCCUUGAACGUCGACGUCACCGAGUUCCAAACCAACUUGGUGCCGUACCCAAGAAUCCACUUCAUGUUGUCCUCGUACGCUCCGGUGAUCUCCGCCGAGAAGGCGUACCACGAGCAGCUCUCCGUCGCUGAGGUCACCGCCAGUGCGUUCGAGCCAGCGUCCAUGAUGGCCAAGUGCGAUCCGCGACACGGCAAGUACAUGGCAUGCUGCCUCAUGUACCGUGGCGACGUCGUCCCGAAGGAUGUCAACGCCGCGGUGGCCAACAUCAAGACCAAGCGAACUAUUCAGUUUGUUGACUGGUCGCCGACCGGUUUCAAGUGCGGGAUCAACUACCAACCGCCGACAGUCGUCCCUGGUGGUGAUUUGGCCAAGGUACAGCGCGCUGUGUGCAUGAUUUCCAACUCGACCGCCAUCGCCGAGGUUUUCUCCAGACUUGACCACAAAUUCGAUUUGAUGUACGGCAAGAGAGCGUUCGUUCACUGGUACGUCGGUGAAGGCAUGGAGGAGGGUGAAUUCAGUGAAGCGCGUGAAGAUUUGGCCGCGCUUGAGAAGGACUACGAAGAGGUGGGCGCCAGCUCUGCCGCCGAGGGAUUUGAAGAUGAGUAUUAG
Molecule: messenger RNA, 1347 nt
Organism: Ostreococcus tauri
Lineage: Eukaryota; Viridiplantae; Chlorophyta; Mamiellophyceae; Mamiellales; Bathycoccaceae
Product: Tubulin/FtsZ, 2-layer sandwich domain
Exons: 2
Coding region: 1-1347 (448 amino acids)
Biological process (GO): mitotic cell cycle; microtubule cytoskeleton organization
Cellular component (GO): microtubule; cytoplasm
Molecular function (GO): GTP binding; structural constituent of cytoskeleton
Source: RefSeq, a predicted model, not a curated record